AUGCCGUCGCCGCCGACGAACACCGUCGCUUCCGCCAACAACGGCGUAACCGCCGCUCUCGGCGAUGACCAUCUGAUUCGCGCUUCAUUCAGCACAGCAAACGAGCCAAUGGCGAUGGCGAUGGCGAUGGCCACCGUCGCAACCUCAGCCGGAGUCCAAGCCGGCGGACGAGUGAACAAUGACGACGACGACAGCCACGAGAACGACGAAGAGGAGGUGCACCGUCGACCGAGUCGCCGCCAGCGUCGCCGGGUGCGUAGUCUGAACUGUCGGCCGCUCGAGGACGAUGACGACGCCGCGACGGCAUUGGACUGGUCGAACCUGAGCCACCUGCGCACCCAGUCUUUGCCCGACUAUUCGUCGACGACGACGAUGACCGCCGUCAGUACUGCCGCUGGAACCGGAUCCGGCAUAGGGGUGGCGCUGCAGCGGCCUUUGCCGCCCUCACACCAGCAGACACCGAACCUCGCUGCCUCGGCUGCUGCCGGUACGUCUUCCUGUACAUCUGCCGCUGCCGGUGCCGCUGCCGCUGCCGCUGCCGGUGCCGCUGCCGCUGCCGCUAACGGCGCCAUAACAAUGCCGCCGAUCGCUCCCCGGAUGACCGACAAGUACCGUCAGAAUUCUAAUAUGACUACGACGUUCUCGAAGACCGGCUGCGGCGGCUCGUCGUCAGCAGCCAGUGCAUGUGACUCGGCGUCGAGGGUGGAUUUCUUCUGGGAAGGCCUUCUCGGCUGUCUGAAGCCGAUGUGGAACAUCCUGGGCAAGACCACGCACUCGCUGUCUCAGGAAAUACGUGUGCAGCAGAAACUGAAGGCGGCAGCGGCCGCCGACCGCGCCGCAGCCCACCUGCUGAAUGACAGCUGGGAGGUGCCAUUCGAGGGCAUCACCGAGCUGCAGUGGUUGGGCGCCGGUUCUCAGGGCGCCGUGUUCCGCGGCUACUUCAAUGGCGAGCUGGUGGCGGUGAAAAAGCUGCGCCAGGUCGAGGAAACGAACAUUAGGCAUCUUCGCAGCCUCUGCCACCCAAAUGUAAUCAAAUUCAAAGGCGUGUGCACUCAGGCGCCGUGCUACUGUAUCAUUAUGGAAUACUGUUCUCAAGGGCAACUGUUCGAAGUGUUACGCAGUGGCAGAGCCGUCGGCCCGAAGCUGCUGAUCGACUGGGCGAAGCAGAUUGCGAGCGGCAUGAACUACUUACAUCAACAGAAGAUCAUCCAUCGAGACUUGAAAUCUCCGAAUAGCUGCGACAACAACAACAACAGCGACAGCAAAUUUAAUAAUGGCGUCCACGUCAAUGAUACCAGACGAGAACCAGUAUUUGAUGAUGCAGGCCAGAGCGACUACGUGUGGGUGAACUGGCCGCUACACUACAGGUUUUCGUCGUAUGCGACGUUCUUCUGCAUGAGAUUUAGUUUGUCUCCAGCGGCCACUGGCGACCACUUAGAAUCGACUAUUUUGGUCAUCUCGACAGUUCUUUAUGACUAG
Messenger RNA from Soboliphyme baturini, 1479 nucleotides. The record is from the annotation of a GenBank genome assembly. NCBI's taxonomy places the organism in Eukaryota, Metazoa, Nematoda, Enoplea, Dioctophymatida, Soboliphymatidae.